CAUUUGUGGAAGAUCAACAAAAGCCAAAGUAUCCAUAUUAAUUGAUUUCAUUAGUUGUUCCAACUAUGGAGGUGAAGGCAAAACCAACUCUAGAAGAUGACACAAUAACAACACUCUACGAAGCAUCACUGAAUGGCUGUGUGAGUACCUUAAACGCAAUGAUCCAGAGGAACCCUUUUAUUCUGAACAGAGUUUCACUCUCUUCCUUCAGUGAAACUCCAUUACACAUAGCAUCUUUGCUUGGCCAUUUGGAAUUCUGUGAGGUUCUUCUUAACAGUAAACCCAGUUUAGCUAGUGAAGCUGACUCUGAAGGUCGUUUCCCUCUUCAUCUGGCUUCUGCUGAAGGCCACACUGAGGUUGUGAAGGCUCUUUUGCUUACAAACCCAAAUGUUUGCUUUGCUCUGGACAAAGAUGACAGGAUUCCUCUCCACUUAGCUGCAAUGAGGGGACGAAUAGGAGCUAUUCAGGAGUUGACCAGAGCCAGACCUGACUCCAUUCAUCAGAUCUUUGAUGAUGGUUCUGUUUUGCAUUUGUGUGUUAGGUAUAAUCAUUUGGAGGCCUUGAAAUUCCUUGUGCAAUCAGCAACAAGCAACCAACAGUUUCUGCUUGCCAAAGACAAAGAGGGUAACACAGUUCUGCAUUUAGCAGUGAGGCUAAAACAAAUUAAGACCAUAAAAUACUUACUUAUGCUACCCGAAAAGAGAAUAGCAGCUACUGCUUUAAAUAAUGCAGGUUUGACAGCUAUGGAGGUAUUGGAGCGCUGUCCAAGAGAUUUUAUUAGCCUAAAAAUUGAAGACAUGUUACUUGAAGCUGGAGUUCAAACAGGAACUACACAAGGAUCAUCAUCACCAAGCAUCAUUAGUCAAACAGAACCACUAUCACAACAAUCCAAGAGAAGCAAAAUCUGGGAGACAUUAUGGUUAAAAUACUUGCAAUAUCAAAGUAAUUGGAUAGAAGAGAAACGGGGGACAUUGAUGGUGGUGGCGACUGUAAUUGCCACCAUGACUUUUCAGUCAGCAAUAAGUCCACCAGGUGGGGUUUGGCAAGAAGACACAUCAAGUGGUGGACUCAACUGCACUACUUAUGGCAUUUGUAAAGCAGGGACUGCAAUUUUAGCUUAUGAUUGGCCACGUGGGUUUCUAAAGUUCAUGACCUUCAACACUACUUCUUUCUUUUCCUCUCUUUGUGUGGUGCUGCUGCUCAUUAGCGGGUUUCGCCUUGAGAAUAAGCUCAUGAUGUGGAUCUUGACCGUGGCUAUGACCUCGGCGCUCACAUUCAUGGGGCUCACAUACUUUUGGGCACAGAGCUUGGUGACCCCCGAUCACAUUGUUGAUGAAGUUAAUAGGAUGGGAGUUCCUUUGUCUAUAGUUUGGGUAGUCAUACUUCUAGUGGUUGGUUUGUUUCAUGUGCUUCACUUAGUCUUCUGGGCAAAGAAGUGGAAGAAGAAGCUGAUGCAUAGCUCAAAGCGCUUGCCCGCAAUAGUUGGUCCACUUUGAGUGAGAUUUACCAAUUUGAGUGUACGACACAGUAAUUCUUGUAUAUUUCGUAAGAGAAAUAAGAUUGUGACAAAUAAUAAUUGUGAUCGGAUAUAAUCAUCACAUGAAAGCUAAAAAAUAGUAAACCAGCUAAGCUGUAUGCGGUAUGCCCAUUAGAUUAAACAAAUCAUAUUUUGAUCGAUCAUUUGUGUUAAAAAAAAUAUAAACAACUACGGUGGGCAGU
Molecule: messenger RNA, 1719 nt
Organism: Cajanus cajan (pigeon pea)
Lineage: Eukaryota; Viridiplantae; Streptophyta; Magnoliopsida; Fabales; Fabaceae
Cellular component (GO): plasma membrane
Molecular function (GO): protein binding
Source: RefSeq, a predicted model, not a curated record